AUGGACAACAUCCCUCCUGAACCCCUGCCUCCUAUUCGAAGGAGGAAUUUGGCCUUCUCACCAGAAUAUGGAGAAUUCUUGGGUGUAUCUAUCUUGGAGGUGAUCUCACAAAAACCGCAAGUUCAAGCUUGCACACUAGAAUGUGAAGGGAAAUUGCCAUCUGCCAAAGCCUGGGAUACCUGCAAGGAGCUUCUGCAACUGACCAAGAUGGAUCUUUCUCAGGAAGGAACCAACAAUCAAGAAGAAAGCAAACAAGAUGAGAGUCAUCUUCUAGCCAAAAAAUAUGGGGGCUUCAUGAAAAGGUAUGGAGGAUUCAUGAAGAAAAUGGAUGAGCUUUAUAGAGUGGAGCCAGAAGAUGAGAUGAAUGGAGGGGAGGUCCUUGCCAAGAGAUAUGGAGGCUUCAUGAAGAAAGAUUCUGAUGAUGAUGCAUUGGCCAAUUCAUCAGACCUGUUGCUGAAAGAGCUUCUGGGAACAGGGGACAACUCUGAGGCAGGGCGUUACCGAGAAGGUAAUGAGAAUGAGAAUGAGGAGGAAGUAAGCAAGAGGUAUGGAGGCUUCAUGAGAAGCUACAAAAGAAGUCCAGAACUGGAAGAUGAAGCAAAAGAGCUACAGAAAAGAUAUGGGGGCUUUAUGAGAAGAGUUGGAAGACCUGAAUGGUGGCUGGACUACCAGAAAAGGUAUGGUGGAUUUCUUAAGCGCUUUGCUGAUUCGCUGCCUUCAGAUGAAGAGGGAGAAAGUUAUUCCAAAGAAGUUCCAGAAAUGGAGAAAAGAUAUGGAGGAUUUAUGAGAUUUUAA
Gracilinanus agilis (Agile Gracile Mouse Opossum) is the source of this 795-nucleotide messenger RNA. It is a transcript of the gene PENK, whose product is annotated as proenkephalin. Gene Ontology annotation, cellular component: neuronal cell body; axon terminus; plasma membrane. The coding region runs from base 1 to 795 and encodes 264 amino acids. Lineage: Eukaryota; Metazoa; Chordata; Mammalia; Didelphimorphia; Didelphidae. The transcript has 2 exons. Gene Ontology annotation, molecular function: opioid receptor binding. Gene Ontology annotation, biological process: chemical synaptic transmission; neuropeptide signaling pathway; sensory perception. The record is from RefSeq and is a predicted model, not a curated record.